AUGGUAACAAUACAAGAAAAGGAGCCAAAAAUUUACCGUGUGUGUAAAAAAAAGCAUUUUGAAGAUACCAAGGUGAAUUUCAAGAAGACAACAGGCACCUGGAUUCAGCAUCAAAUAAAACAGGAGAAAAUAAUUACAUUCUCUAGCAGAAUUGAGAGAAAAUAUGAUGCACAAACUUGUUAUGGACAUAAAGGACAGGCUUCAAGAUGUUUUAGAUUCUGGAGCCACCAGUGGCAUUGUACAAACAAAGAAACAGCUCCAUUGAACAGAUGCGAGGAACACGCUCAGGGACCUCUGGCUGAGUUAAAAACUUCAGGAAGACGAAUAUGUGCUUGUCCUCCUCAAGGCAUCCUUGCCAGAAUAGCAACAAACGUGGUAGCAGUAGCAUUGAUCUGGGCUGUGAUCUGGUCUAUUACAACCAACGAAAGUCUUCCUGGUGGGAGCCUCUUUGGAUUUUUAGUCCUCUAUUUUUUUGCUGUAAUUGGUGGUAAAAUUAUGGGAUUAAUUAAAUUUCCUGGUCUGCCUCCCCUCCCUCCUCUUUUGGGAAUGUUGCUUGUUGGAUUUCUUCUAAGAAAUAUCCCAUGGGUCACUGACAUAGUCCUGAUCAAUGUGAAAUGGGGAGCCAUCCUUAGAAGUAUUGCUCUCGCGAUCAUCUUGGCCCGGGCUGGCCUUGGCCUUGAUCCAAAGACCAUGGAUCCAGUUGUAGAUGCCUUAACCAUAACCUGCGCUGAAAAACUAAAGGCUGUCUGCUUUAGAUUAAGCUUGGGACCCUGCCUAAUAGAAGCAUGUACAGCGGCAGUCAUAUCUCAUUUUCUCAUGCACCUGCCAUGGCAAUGGGGAUUUAUGCUUGGGUUUGUCUUAGGUGCUGUGUCUCCUGCAGUUGUAGUCCCCUCAAUGUUGGUUUUACAAGCAGGGGGAUAUGGUGUUGACAAAGGUGUCCCAACUUUACUAAUGGCUGCAGGAAGUUUUGAUGACAUUCUGGCUAUCACAGGCUUCAACACCUGCUUAGGGAUAGCAUUCGCUUCAGGCUCCACCCUUGCAAAUGUCUUUCGAGGUAUAUUAGAAGUUGCAGUGGGUAUAGCAGCUGGUGGACUUUUGGGAAUUUUUAUUCGUUACUUUCCCAGCAAGGAUCAGACAUAUCUUGUAUGGAAGAGAGCAUUCUUUAUAGGCUUAUCAGUGUUUGCAAUUUUUAGCAGUAUGUAUUUUGAGUUCCCUGGAUCUGGAGGACUGUGCACAAUUGUCUUGGCAUUUCUGGCUGGUUUAUCAUGGUCUGAUGAAAAAAAAGAGGUAGAAAAAAUUAUUAAGGUUGCAUGGGAGAUUUUCCAACCUUUUCUUUUUGGUUUGAUUGGCGCUGAAAUAUCUGUCGCAUCUCUUGAUCCUCAAACAGUUGGAUUUUGCAUUGCCAUACUGGCUGUUGGAUUGAUAGCCCGAGUUACAGCAACGUUUGUAUUGGUCUUUUGUGCUGGUUUUGAGCUGAAAGAGAGAAUAUUUAUUGCAUUGGCUUGGAUUCCCAAAGCUACUGUGCAGGCUGCAAUUGGCUCAGUUGCCUUAGAUACAGCACGGGAGCAGGGAAAUGAACAAUCACAGAAAUAUGGAAUGGAUAUUUUGACAGUUGCUUUCCUGGCAAUCUUAAUCACAGCUCCAAUUGGAGCUCUAAUAAUUGGACUGGCAGGGCCCCUACUUCUCCACAAAACUUCUGAUACCAACAGAGAAAGUCAUAUAUAUGAAGAAAGAGAAGAAAUAGAAAUACAUGGGCCAGCAUAGGGAGAGAUGACGUGCAGCCCACAGAUCACCUGAAUUGAGACUGCUUAUGAAUCAUGUAACAUACCACAAGUAACAUACAGAAGUUUAAAGGCCUAUGAGAUACACUGUAGAUCUUCCAGAUAUAUGUUCAUAUUUUUAAGAUGACAUCGGUUGGAGCUGUUUAGAGCCCAUGUUAGCUAUUAGUGGCUGGUAGCUUUUCUUUUAGUGGUUAACAGUUUAUUAGGUGAAAAGAUUAGUGGCUGAUGAAUUAGAGUAUAAAGUACU
This is a messenger RNA of Thamnophis elegans (Western terrestrial garter snake), 2028 nucleotides long. Its product is annotated as sodium/hydrogen exchanger 9B2-like. Gene Ontology annotation, biological process: proton transmembrane transport. The record is from RefSeq and is a predicted model, not a curated record. Gene Ontology annotation, cellular component: membrane. Lineage: Eukaryota; Metazoa; Chordata; Lepidosauria; Squamata; Natricidae. Gene Ontology annotation, molecular function: antiporter activity.